AUGCCCAUGGCCAGUCCCUGUCGCUUCCCCUGCCCUGCCUCUCCACCCCCCUGGCCCACCCCUGCCUGCCUCUCCACCCCUGGCCCACCCCUGCCCGCCUCUCCACCCCCUGGCCCACCCCCUGCCCUGCCCUCCACCCCUCCACCCUUGGCUGGCUCCACCCCUGGCCCACCCCUGCCCUGCCCUCCACCCCCUGGCCCACCCCUGCCCUGCCUCUCCACCCCCUGGCUCCCGGCCCUGCCUCUCCACCCUACCCGGCCCUGGCUCCACCCCCUGGGCCCUGCCUCUCCACCCCUGGCUGCCCUGCUCCCCCCCGGCCCUGCCUCUCCACCCCCUGGCCCACCCCUGCCCUGCCUCUCCACCCCUGGCUCCCCCUGCCCUGCCCACCCCUGCCCUGCCUCUCCAACCCCUGCCCUGCUCCACCCCCUGGCCCACCCCCUGCCCUGCCCUGAUGCUAAGGCCUACGGUACCACUCUGAAAGGGAACCCUGUAGCCUUACUGAACCGCAGGGGAAGAGCAGCCUACAUGUUUCCUUUGGAAAACGUGGCUAUGCUUUAA
This is a messenger RNA of Oncorhynchus tshawytscha (Chinook salmon), 558 nucleotides long. Its product is annotated as basic proline-rich protein-like. The coding region runs from base 1 to 558 and encodes 185 amino acids. The transcript has 2 exons. Lineage: Eukaryota; Metazoa; Chordata; Actinopteri; Salmoniformes; Salmonidae. The record is from RefSeq and is a predicted model, not a curated record.